AUGGCCAUGUUAGCUUCCAAAUCGCCGUUUCCGGCGACCUUAGGCUCGACCUCCUCCAACCUCUCCGCCUCCUCCGCCCAAACAACUGUGCAAUCGAGUCGGAGGACACCAGCCAUGAUUUCCUCAAAUCAAUCGUUCGCUAGCCCCACAGAGUCCGAGUUCUCCGAUAUCGAAGGGCCAGAGUCAGCAAAGAAUUGGGAUGAGGAACGUGUAUGUGAUUGGCUGGUCACGGUGAACUGCGGAGAGUAUGAGAAGAUAUUUCGAAAGAACAACAUCAAUGGAGAGAACUUGUUGGAGAUGGAUAAGGCAGUGCUACAGGAGAUGGGUAUUGACAAAAUAGGGGAUCGUGUGAGACUGUUUCUCAAUAUCAAGAAAUUGAGGACGAAAGCAUAUGCCAAUCAAAAGAAGAGGAACAGAGACUCCUUUGCCGGUCUCGAAACAUUUACCCCGUCGUCAACUGGCUCGCCGAAGCCUCUCAACUCCGCAAGAGCGAUACCGACUCCGUCCGCAAACAAGAGAUACUCGAGGCAGUUCGACGGAUUUACCCCAGCCACCGCCAUCCCAGAGAAUAUUAGCAAACCACCUUCAAGACCUAGUUCACCCCUCGCCGGAUCAGAAGCUCGAGUUGCCAGACAGGCAAGAUAUGGUGUACUGAGCCCAGCAGAAGUCUCAAGGCGAGAGAACGCUCAAGGAUACUUCAAUGGUUCGAGCAAUCCUUCGAGUGCCGCGACGAUAAGUGGAAGACGGCCUGGUACACCCGGAGACGGACAACCGCAGACUGCACGACUAAUUCACAACCAUACCCGUGGCAAUGGUAGCAUCGAUGGCUCUCUAAUGGCUCAACUUCCACAAAACCAAGACAUCAUCAGGGUUAUCUCAUCCGGAGGACUCACCAAGGUUGUGCGGAUUGUAGAUUGCCAAUCGUGCGAUGAGGUCAUGAGGUUAACGUUAAGGAAGUUCGGGUAUCGAGAGGAUCACGACAGAAAUUAUUGUUUCUACGUACUCAACGGGGUCGAUCCUGACCCAAGCCAAUGUCGAAGAUUACCUGAGGCCGACUUGUGGAGGAUCAUCAAAGAUACGAGAAGGCCGGAACGCAAUCGACUCAUUUUACGGAAGAUCCACCAAGGUGAACCUGGAGAGGCUGAGCUACAACGAGCCGCGAGUAUUGCCAUGGAAGAGACUGCCACCAAUCGAAGCCGCCUACCAGAGGGUAUGGACAAACGAAGCCAACUCAAGGUGCAACAAGUCUUGGGCGAGACUUUCAACGAUGGACCACAACAUCCACUUUCGCCUGCAUCCUUCCAAUCCGGAACUUCAGCUGUUUCCGCUGGUGAACGAGAACGUAAUGUUCAUAAUGCAGCAAAGGACUUGGAGAGACCACCAUCGAUGGAACAACCAAGAGACACUGCGAGACCUCGACCAAGCGGCAAGAAGGGUGUGCUGCGACAAUUUUUUGGUCAAAGACCUCCCAGCGAGUUGAUCACUUCGGAUUUGACAACUUACUUUCCAGAUCAUCCUCGCGAGGAGAUUGAUCGAACCGCCAGACUUUCGCUACGAAGAUCAACACGUCUGAGCAAGGUCAACAGCCGCUUGAGUGUUGCUAGUAAUUUAAGCUUCGCCUCAAGUAUUGCCGAUGCGCCUCCCAUGCCAACUAUUGCCGAUACCUGGCUUAGCGGUAACAGCCAGCUCGCGAAAGUUAAACCUUUAGAUCUGUCAAGGGGCAACAGCGGACGCUACAGAGAUUCCGUGGCUUCAUCAAUGCUCGAACGUGUCCAAGAAGAAUCACCAACCGAACCCAACCGCAAAUCGUAUGUCUCAUUCGACAGUGGAUCGGAUACCACUAAUGUGAAUGUCACCGACCCUGAUGGAAAUGUCAUUCAAAAUAGCUAUUUCGAAGAUGGAAGUACAGAAGCUGGCGGAUCACUGCGAGAGAUCAGUCAAGCUCUGAACGAUGACGGAGAGGAUGAGGACGAGGAACUACAAAGUUUCUUGGCUGGCGACUCUUGGGAUGACAGCAAAUGGAUGAAGGGUGCUCUCAUUGGCCAAGGUUCGUUCGGUAGUGUGUACCUUGCUCUUCAUGCUGUUACUGGAGAACUUCUUGCUGUUAAGCAAGUUGAGGCACCAUCACCUGGUGCAAACAGCCAAAGUGAUGCAAGGAAGAAGAGUAUGAUUGAUGCUUUGAAACGCGAGAUCAGCCUCUUGAGAGAUCUUCAACAUCCCAACAUUGUGCAGUAUCUUGGUGCCAGUUCAUCUGCCGAACAUCUCAACAUUUUCUUGGAAUACGUUCCUGGUGGAUCAGUACAAACAAUGCUGAACUCCUAUGGAGCUCUUCGGGAGCCUCUCAUCCGCAACUUUGUCCGACAGAUCGUCACUGGACUUGCGUAUCUUCACGGCCGAGAGAUCAUCCACAGAGAUAUUAAGGGCGCCAACAUUCUUGUCGACAACAAAGGUGGCAUCAAAAUUUCCGAUUUCGGUAUCUCGAAGAAGAUCGAGGCCUCCAACAUCCUCGGUGGUGCUGGCAACAAUAAAAACAGACCGUCAUUACAAGGAUCAGUCUUCUGGAUGGCUCCUGAGGUUGUCAAACAGACUUCAUACACUCGCAAGGCCGAUAUUUGGUCUCUUGGAUGCCUUGUCGUCGAGAUGAUGACCGGGACUCAUCCUUUCCCGGAUUGCUCCCAACUACAAGCCAUCUUCAAGAUCGGCGGUGCGAAGAUUAGCCCAGCGAUCCCAGAGAACGCCAGCGAGGAAGCUCAGACAUUCCUCAAGUCUGCCUUCGAGGUCGACCACACCAAACGACCAAGUGCUGAAGAGCUACUCUUCAGCCCGUUCCUCAACCCCAUGACAUAA
Molecule: messenger RNA, 2847 nt
Organism: Cadophora gregata
Lineage: Eukaryota; Fungi; Ascomycota; Leotiomycetes; Helotiales; Ploettnerulaceae
Gene: STE11
Product: ATP binding
Exons: 2
Coding region: 1-2847 (948 amino acids)
Biological process (GO): protein phosphorylation; signal transduction
Molecular function (GO): protein binding; ATP binding; protein kinase activity
Source: RefSeq, a predicted model, not a curated record